CGCCCACUGCUAUCUGAAUAGUAGGAGACAAGAGGUCACCAGCAAUGCAUCAUGGCCUUCCCAAACCUCCCAAAGCGAUUUGCCUUGCUCGUCGGCAUCGACCUAAAGAAUGAAAAUGGAGAACCACACUCUCUCAGAGAGCUUCGAGGCUGUGUCAACGAUGUCCGGGCGGUCGCGGACCGACAGAGCCGUCAGAUUGUCGGCCCACAUUCGACAACAUCAAGAGGGAAUUCGACACUGGCUGAGCAGGCUGGUCCUGGUGACCUCUUCUUUUUUCACUUCUCUGGGCAUGGGGCACGGCUGCAACCGACGAGCAAAUCCCCGCCCGGGAGGCUGACAGACCCAUCCCUGAUGACGAUGGACUUUUGCUGCGGAAACCCUGCAGUGAGAGGAUGGCAGCUGAACGAGUGGCUGAAAAGGCUCAACGAGAAGCAGAUUCGGACCAUUGUCAUCCUCGACAGCUGCCACUCUGGCGGCGCCUGGAGGACUGGUGAAAACGUUCGAACUCCAGAAGGCUGGACGAACGUCCCCAACCUUCCCGCCGACGAAGAGGCAAUCACAGAGACCGCUGUCGAAUCGGGCAGCCGCGAUGGGGAGUUGGAAAUGUCCUGGUCCAUCAACCCGGACGGAUUCACGCUGAUGGCAGCCUGCGAAAGUCAUGAGGUGGCCGCAGAGAAGACUGUCAACGGCACAUCUUACGGCGCAUUCACCCAUGGACUCUUGGCGUGCCUCAAGCAGAACCGACCAAGCGAGGCAAUUGUGACUUAUCGGAAUCUGCGCGACCAGGUCGUCAAGUGGGUCAACGGACAGACUCCUCGGGUGUAUGGUCGAGACAGGCUGGCAUUCUUCGGAGACGAGGAGCCAUUCUCGGCAACACCCCUCGUCGUGCGACUCGAAGGAGAGAAUAUUUACCUUCCCAUUGGAAAAGUUCACGGUGUUCGGGAGAAGUCCGAAUUCACAACUUAUCCGCCUACGUCGCACAUAACGUUUUCGGUGGAUCGAGUCGACGACUUCGAAUGCAGCGCCCGGGUGCCAUCGGCCCUCCAUGCGCAAACUUUGCAUCAGCACAACAAUCAGAUCGUUCCGCGUCGGUGGAGUUUGGGAGACGACAUUCUCCAAGUGUUUGUCCAUCCCCCUCUGGGGAGCGGAUUCCAGCAGGCGCUUCAUGCCGCUCUUCAGGAUAGGAUCGUUGGAGAUAUCGAGAUCACCGAGCCCAACGACAGCUACGGACCUGACUCUGCCGUGUUUAGGAUGACACAGCGUGGCAAUGACGGCAUCAACCUCGCCGGAUCUCCGUCUUUGACCGGGUACGAAGGUCCGGUGCGCGGGUUGGACCUCACAGGCGUCAACACCGCUCAACGGGCCACAAAAUCUGCCGUUGCUUUGGCUCACUUGACCCGGUUCAGACAAAUCCUCAGCCUCAGUGGCAACGCGUCUCAGCAGCUUGGGCCGUUCGAGCUGACUCUGAAACCGAAGAUUUCCGGGGGCAACCUCUCGGGUGGCCAGGGAAUAGAGUUCGUGUUCAGGAACACAUCCGAAUCUCAGCUCCACUUCACGGUCUUGGUGCUCAGUCCUGGAUUUCAUGUGAAGCAGCUUUACCCUUCGGAGGAUUUUCCAAAAUCGGUGGAUCCGGGCCACGAGGUCUUGUUCACCUUUAACCUGACGGUACCUGACCCGCUCAACGGAUAUGAAGAGCAGCGAGACAUAAUCCGUACAGUUGUCACGAGAGGCAUGCAGCUUUCCUGGAAGAGCCUGGAACUGCCUGACAUAUGGAAUGCUGAUCAGCUGGCCGACAAGCGCAGUGGCUCAGGGAGGGACGCGAAUUUGCUGUCCGAGUGUAGCUGCUGGGUCAAGGACAACCCUCUUUCUCCAUGCUGCCAGAAUGCACAACCCAGUCAGGCAUUACGUCAGCUCCCUGCUUGUCCCCUUUACCCAGGCAGCUUGCUUCUAGGCAUUUUGUUACAAGAGAAGAGAACACGAUGUAGAGUAAUGACACUUCAGCUUGUGCUCUCUGGUACAAGACCGUCCGCAUAUCUAGUCAAAGGAGCAUCGGACGGAGGCGUGCGUGUUGUGGUUCACGUUGAGUGCAUGGAAGAGCGUGGCUCGAAGCGCUCAUAUCCCGAUGCAUUGACGAGUUGGUGA
Molecule: messenger RNA, 2142 nt
Organism: Microdochium trichocladiopsis
Lineage: Eukaryota; Fungi; Ascomycota; Sordariomycetes; Xylariales; Microdochiaceae
Product: caspase domain-containing protein
Exons: 4
Coding region: 52-2142 (696 amino acids)
Biological process (GO): proteolysis
Molecular function (GO): cysteine-type endopeptidase activity
Source: RefSeq, a predicted model, not a curated record